UCCUCCCUCUCUCCCCCCUUCCCAAAGACGUCACCCACUACCCCUAAACUCCCUAAAUCCCACCUGGCCUCAUCUGCCCCAUACCUCAUUCGACGGGUGCCACUGGCCCUCCCCUUACCCCAUGGUGGCCCCAAGGCCCGCCCUCUCACUGCUGUUGGCUGUCCUGGCCUGCACGGGGCCUGUGCGCCCCUCGCCCCCCCUACUGCUGCGGCCCCAGGAGAGAGAGAGGGACUCGGGUGGGGUCAACAUCGCUGUGGUCCACUCGGGCUCCUCCCUGCUUCCGGAGACGCCAGUGGUGGGAGGCACGGGGAUAGGCGAGCCGGGGACGGGGUCAGGGCAGGGGCAGGGGCCCGGUCCGGGAAGCGGCCAGGGGGGAGGAGGAGGAGGAGGAGGAGGAGGAGGUGGAGUAGGUGGCGGAGGUGGAGGAGGCGGAGGAGGAGGAAGGGGAGUAACGGAUACAGCUUCGUUGGAAGGAGCAGCUGCGAUGGCCUUUUUUUCCUCCUCGUUUUCAACAUCCCUGUCGAUGGCGGCGCUUGUGGGGGAGACGGUGAUGACGCCGUCGGGGCAGGCCAACGUCAUCUACCUGGCUGUGAAUGAGAUCAGCCCGGGCAGCCUGCUGCUGCAGCUGUGUGAGCUGCUGGCUACCACACCAUUGCAGGGUUUGGUGUUCGAGGAGGAGCGACCGCCGCCGCCAAACCGUGCCCCCCUGGCGCCCAUGCUGGAGUUUGUCUCCGCCCAGACGGGGGUUCCCGUGGUUGCCGUAGGGGGAGGGGCUAGCCUGGGACGAGAGCCACAGGAAAGUGGCUCAAUCUACCUCCAGUUCACCUGCUCCACCUCCCUCCAGCUCGAAGUCAUCUUCGAGGUGCUUGAGGAGUACGACUGGACCUCCUUCUCUGUGGUGACCACGCGUCACCACGGCUACGAGGACUUCCUGGCCAUGGUGGAAGGUAUGACGGACGGCUCGUUCAUCGGCUGGGAAAAGAAGAGCGUGGUGAUUCUUAACGUGACCGAUGACCCUGGCGGAGCCCGGACGAAACGGCUGCUCAAAGACAACGAAGCCCAGGUCCGUCUGCUGUACUGCUCCCUGGAGGAGGCGGAGCUGGUUUUCCGGGCAGCCUUGGCGGCGGGUCAGGCCGGGUCCAGUCACAUGUGGUUUGCCGUGGGACCGGCGCUGUCUGGUUUGGGCCUGGAGGGGCUGCCCAAGGCCUUGUUCGCCAUCCGGCCGCAGGGCUGGAGGGACGAGCCACGAAGGCGCAUUGCCAAAGGCGUCUCGGUGCUCACCCACGGGGCGAUGGCUCUGCGGAGGGACCUGGGGACCAACAGCCGCUCGCAGUACGCCGGCAACUGCCAGAGUGACGCCAACCAGACCCACCGAGUGCCAGACAGAAUCAGGUACUUCAGCAACAUAUCCCUCGGUGGGCGGGACUAUUCCUUUAACAGUGACGGCUACCUGUCCAAACCGCUGCUUGACGUCAUCUCCUACACCAAUGGGAGAGGCUGGGAGGAGGUUGGCUGGUGGGAGAACGGCCACCUGCGACUGCGUUACCAUCCCUGGUCUCGUUACGGCCCCUUCCUCAAGCCUCUGGAGGACUCCCAGCACCUCCGAGUGGUUACCUUGGAGGAGAGGCCCUUUGUCAUCGUGGAGCCGGCUGACCCGGGCACCAGCUCCUGCAUCCGGGACUCUGUACCCUGUCGCAUGCCUGUCAAUACCAGCCUGGUGGUGGAUGGCACCGGGCCCACGAAGCACUGCUGCAAGGGGUUCUGCAUCGACGUCCUCAAGCGACUGGCGAAGAUUGUGGGUUUCACCUACGACCUCUACCUGGUGACCAAUGGGAGGCACGGAAAGAACAUCGAUGGGGAGUGGAACGGCAUGGUCGGAGAGGUGGUAUCCAACAGGGCGGACAUGGCCAUCGGUUCUCUCACCAUUAAUGAGGAGAGGUCAGAGGUCGUGGAGUUCUCCGUUCCCUUUGUGGAGACCGGCAUCAGCGUCAUGGUUUCUCGCAGCAACGGCACCGUGUCGCCCUCUGCUUUCCUUGAGCCCUACAGCCCGGCGGUGUGGGUGAUGAUGUUUGUGAUGUGCCUGUCGGUGGUGGCUGUCACCGUCUUCAUCUUUGAGUUCUUCAGCCCCGUGGGAUACAACCGCAGCCUGCAGAGCGCCAAGAAGUCAGGUGGAUCUAAGUUCACCAUAGGGAAAUCGGUCUGGCUGUUGUGGGCGCUGGUCUUCAACAACUCUGUUCCUGUGGAGAAUCCCAGAGGAACCACCAGCAAGAUCAUGGUGUUGGUGUGGGCCUUCUUCGCUGUCAUCUUCCUGGCCUCCUACACUGCCAACCUGGCUGCCUUCAUGAUCCAGGAGGAGUACAUUGACACGGUGUCAGGGCUGUCAGAUAAGAAGUUCCAGCAGCCGGCGGACCAGUACCCGCCGCUGCGUUUCGGUACGGUACCGAACGGCAGCACAGAGGAGAACAUCCGCUCCAACUAUCCCAACAUGCACCAGUACAUGAUCCGCAACAACCAGAAGGGUGUGGAGGAGGCCAUUGAGAACCUCAAGACCGGAAAACUGGAUGCCUUCAUUUAUGACGCUGCGGUGCUGAACUAUAUGGCCAGAAAGGACGAGGGCUGCAAGGUGAUGACCAUCGGCUCUGGUAAGGUGUUCGCCACGACGGGCUAUGGCAUCGCCUUGCACAAGAACUCCCGCUGGAAACGGCCCCUGGACCUGGCUCUGCUGCAGCUGGUUGGAGACGAUGAGAUUGAUAUGUUGGAGCGUCUCUGGCUGUCGGGUAUCUGCCACAAUGAUAAGAUUGAGGUGAUGAGCAGUAAGCUGGACAUAGACAACAUGGCGGGGGUCUUCUACAUGCUGCUGGUGGCCAUGGGCCUCAGCCUCCUGGUAUUUGCCUGGGAGCAUCUGGUGUACUGGAAACUACGGCACUGUGUGAAGCGAUCUGGCGGGAUGGACUUCCUCCUGGCUCUCAGCAGGGGGAUGUACAGUUGCUGCCAGUUUGAGGAUGAGACGGCACCGGGUGGUAGUAAAAGCUCCAUGCCCCAAUACCACACCAUGACCACCAUGAGCGCCAUGCCUGCUGGAUCUCAACACCUUGUUACAGCCACAGUAAAUAACACGGCUGCCAUUGCCAUGGUGCAACAGCAGCAAAAGCACCACCACCAACAACAACAACAACAAGGGCCAACCUAUACCACCAUGUUACCUGGAUCGCCACCAACUAUAGGACACUCCGCAAUGGCUCUGGGACCCUCCAACAGCCCCUUACUGGAAGGUCCCAUGCCUUGCUCCACCUUCCUGCCUCGCCAUGACCGCAGACUUGCUGUUGUUGAUCGCUGGAACAGGUCAAAGCCAGAGAAAGUCAUGAGCGGAGGCAGUGGUGGAGGAGUGGGUGUUGGGGGGAUAGCAGGAGGGAUAACUGAACUUCAGAUCCCACAAUAUCAGUCGAACCUUGGACAACACUGGAGCCUGCAAGUGGCAGGUGGAGCAGGGGGAGGGGGUGACACAAGUCUAGAUGAAUAUAAGCGCUACUAUGGGCCUAUAGAUCCAGAGGGGCUAGGAGUUACCUCUGACCAACAGACAGGGGGUCCCCAGCAGACUCCCAAAGCUAAUCCGCGAGGCCCCAAAGCCUCAGGGAUGCCACGACCACCUUCUAAAGGCCUCCAACAAGGCCCCCAACAAGGCCCAGCGCAUUUAAUCUCCAAGCCACCUCCACUGAUGCCAUGUUCACCACGAAGGCCUCCUUUCUGGCGACGGGGAAGCCUAACUCAGGCAAGGAAAAAAAGCUUAGGAGGGCCCCUGUAUGAGAAUAUACUCCCUCUGGGGAGACGAGGAGGUGGGAGGUAUGGAGCAAGCGAUGGAGGUGGAAGAAGAGGGCGACGUCCUCCACCUCCUCCUCUGCCCGUUCCCCUGUCCACCCCAACACAUACGCCUACCACACCAUCCUCCCCAUGCCGUUUCUACUCCUCCUGCUCCAGUGCCUCAUCCUCUUCCUCUUCCUCUACAUCAACCUCAUCCUCUUCUUCGUCCUCUGUCUCACUGUCUCGGUCAAAUUCCCCGUUUUCUUGCUCCAGUGACAGCUCCUACAACUCUUCGUUGAGUUUCCGGUAUCGAGCAGGGGACCGAGAAUUCAAGGUCGAUGACGACUAUGACUCAGAUCUGCUUACAGAGGAGUCUAGCCUCCUGUUAGGGUCACGGAAGAAGAUUCGUUCACGUCGCAUGUCAUCGCGCUCGCUGCCGUGUAGCCCGCCACCUCCACCAAUCCCGCCUAGGAAGCCCCGCCCUCAAAAAGAUUAUGGCAGAGAGAGAACAGGCAGCCAGCUGGCCCAGUUACAGGAGUGGUGGGCAUCAUGGGGAGAGAGAGAGAGAGCGAGGGGUGGAACAACGAGCCGGGGAGAUGGAACAGUUAGUAGAUUGGACAAGAGACACCACAAAGAGAGGGAACGGGAGAGGAAAAGGAGGAAGAAGGGGCGAAAGAAGAAGAAGAGGGAGGAGAGGGAGAGAGAAAGGGAGCGAAAGCGGCGCAAAGCAAAGAAGAGGAAGAAAGACGAUAAGGUGAAGAAGAGAGAGCGGAAGAGGUCAGUGCAGGAGGGAGGAGAUGCUGAAAAAAGGGAAGAACUCAAAUCAGGGACCGCAGAUUACCCUUCAUACCCACCCCUGAGGCGAGAGUCUUUUCGGAAAAAGAGUGAAAGCUCGAUCCGAAGCUAUGGAUGGAACAUCUCAGGUGAAGAGGAGAGGAAGGAAAGAGAAGAGAAAGAGAGGGAUGAUGGGGAAGAGAGCCGAGGGAAAGAAAGAGAAACCAGACGAAGGAACAGCAAGCACUAUCAUAGUUCGAGCGCUAAGCCUUCGACGUCUGUCAAGUUCUGGGGAGGGGUCAACCCGUCCUCAGUCACCAUUCCAUCUGCCUUUCUGCCCUUGUUGCCUGUCUCCUCUAAAAGGAGGAAGAGUAAAAGUUCAGACAGGGAUGCUGUAGGAAUGGAAGGCGAGAGGAGGCCUUUGUUAGGACGCGAUGGAAGAGGUGAGAUUCACUCCAAGGAGGGGUUGUCUUUCCACAAGUGGGGGUCUGAAGUAGAGUGUGAGGGAGAAGAUUCUGAGCUGGAGAGGAGAAAAGCAGGUCGUGGAAAGAGGCGUGGAGGAGGAAGGACAAUGUCCGAUGACGAGCGGGAACGUGAUAAGGUAGUUGGGAUAUAUUCUGAUGAUGACGGUUCUUCGGGAGAGUUUGGAAAGUUCGAGAGGUAUUGGGAGGAUCGUGAAGGCAGGGCAGUCGGAGGGAUUGGCGGGGGUGGUUGGUUUUUCAGCACCUACCCCUCCAGGGAGAAAGCCGGCAGCAUCAACAGUAGAGAUGAUUUGUUCCUGGAACGAGGAGAGAGGUGGGGGACAGCCGAAAGUGGAUGGGGGUCAGGUGGAGGUCGUGGGGGAGAGAGAGGGUGGGGAUCAGGAUCGCAGUGGCCCCCGCCUCCUCUCACACCACCACCUCCUCGACGAUACUGGUCCGUGGACAAACUCCACAUGCAGGAUGAGAAGAAGAGCAAACGCAAGUCAAAGGAAAAGGGCAGAGGGUACGCUGCUUGUUCCUCUUGUCAUUCCCCCCGGCACCAUCCGCACUCCCAUUCUUCCAAAUGGGCCCGCGUAACCUCGCGAAGCCAGGAAGAGCUGUACCAGCAAAGCCAGAGUUUUGGUGGGCCCCUGAAGCCCAAACAGGAAUCCUCGUCGUCCUCGAAACCUGAUCGCUCACAGAAUCCGUCCAAAUCUGGCAGCCAGUCAAACCUCAGUAUCCAGCAGCGGACCCAGAGAACAGAGAGGGAUCGAGAUCGAGGACGACAAUCGUCCCCACCUCCGACCCUCAUACCAAACUUGCCACCCCCGCUUCCUGCCCUUCCAGCUCCUCCGUCCUCAUCUCACCCUAUCCAUGUUCCUCCCCCUACCUCUUCCUCUUCUGUAUCCUCUCCUUCUGUGGUCUCCUCCACCCCAGGGGCACCCCAGCCUUCCUCCAUGGCUUCGGCAAGUGCCAAACUUCAGUACCAGAGGUUGCGCUCUGUACCCCAGCCCCAGAGGUUCCCUCAGUCUCCUCAUUUACCCCUAAAAGCCAAGAGCCUUUGCUCACGAAGGGGCUCAGCCCAUUUUUCUAGUGUGGAGAGCGAAGUCUGAAGUUCAACAAGGUAUCAAAAGUCAUAAGGGAGCCCUGCAAGGCUGAGGCUGAGCAGGGGAUCGGAAUCUGCCCUCCAGCAAACAUGGGUGUGCAGCCAGGUCAGUACAGUGUACGCACUGAGCCCUUUCCUAAAAUUGUGCACAAAGAAAGAAAGAAGGAAACAAACCACAGGAAAACGUCAGCAAUCUUGUGCUAACUGUUUUUUUCCUUUCGUCCCUCUCAGUAUGUGAAAGACUACAACCAGAGCACCAUCUUGCAUUCUGAACUGGGUUAACAACAAAUACACUAAAAGCAAAUCAGACAUUAAAAGUUGUACAACUGAAGGAGACGCCUUUGCUAUAGACAGUAAGAGAUGUUGAAGUAGAGCAGUACUUUGUAUUCAGAUGAUUCUUAAUGCUUACUGAGGGCUCAGGAACUUUGUAGUAGCGUAUACCUGCUGCUCUCAGAAGCCUUUAACACAGAACAGUGUUCUUAUAUUUGUCCCUUAAACAAAUCGCUUACCCCUAUUUUCCUUUUUCCUUAACAAACUGUUUACACCCCCGCAGAACUGUGACACCCUUCCAAGGCACUUUUGUUUUGUAUGAUCAUCACCCUCUUGUUUCGAGGGAGAGGAGUGCGACUACCACCUUGUCUUCUCUGUUACCCAUGCACCAUCUCCUGGUCUCUUUUAUUCUGCCUUAUCAUUUCCCCCUUUUUUUCUCUCUUCCUAGCCCUUUUACCCCUUUCUCUGCUUUACCUCCUUUCCCACCUUGUUAACUUUAUUUGUCUCCUCAUCUCUUGUCAUACCCUCUCCCCUCUCGGCUCCUCUCCUUGAUGUGAUUAUUCUGUGUGUCUGUGCUUUUCUGUGUUUGUAUUCUUGACAACAGGGUAAGUCAACUGUGACUGAUAUUCUACUGGCUUAAUGAAAAGCUGAGUGCCAAACUUAAGUAGAACUCAACAUCAAUCUGUACAACGUUAGCUGCUAUGUUUCCUUUGAUCUUGCAGAGUAUUCCAUCACCCAAAUAUGUGCACAUGCAAAUACCCACUCACAAACACUUGCACACAUGCACAUGCAAGGAUGUGCGCCUAAACAAGUCAAUCGAGCUGUUCUCUAUGUUGAGCAAUACAUUAUUCACCCUCUGUUCAUGUUACAAUUUUAUACUUUGAAACUUUUACUUUACUUCUGUGUUGUAGUUGUUGUUGUUGUUAUUGUGUUCUAUAUAUCCAGUCAUGUAUUAAGUCUAAUACAAUGUAAGCCCUGUGCCAUACUACUCAAGCUGCACAUGAAACGUUCUCUCAACUACCUAACUACGACAAUGGUGGAUAAACAGGCAGGUGUCUUUUUCCUCCCUGUAUUUGACUGAAUGUAAUGUCAGCUGCCAUAAGGUGUGCUACAACAACAAUUAAGACACUGGGAGGUAUGAAAAGAGUUGACUUCAAUUCAUUGUUGACGUAGCCUGACAUAAGCAACGGUAUGCAAAACUUGCUGAUGUAAGUAAUAAGCUUGAAUAUUUUCAUUAAAAUAAAUCUCGCCGAAAGGAAACACAAGCCCUAGCAUUUGUAUUACAAACUGGGUGUCUGUGGUGACUUUCCCAGGAGAAAUCCCUAGACACACACUGUGAGUGACACGUUUUCUGUCACCCAGCAGUGGGUCCGCCAGAGACGGUAGGCAGAGCUAACGCAACAAAUCGCUCUUCAACUCAAACUGACUGACGUCAC
Messenger RNA from Etheostoma cragini (Arkansas darter), 7844 nucleotides. It is a transcript of the gene grin2da, whose product is annotated as glutamate receptor, ionotropic, N-methyl D-aspartate 2D, a. Gene Ontology annotation, biological process: excitatory postsynaptic potential; synaptic transmission, glutamatergic; monoatomic ion transport. Gene Ontology annotation, molecular function: transmitter-gated monoatomic ion channel activity involved in regulation of postsynaptic membrane potential; NMDA glutamate receptor activity. The transcript has 18 exons. The coding region runs from base 122 to 6145 and encodes 2007 amino acids. NCBI's taxonomy places the organism in Eukaryota, Metazoa, Chordata, Actinopteri, Perciformes, Percidae. The record is from RefSeq and is a predicted model, not a curated record. Gene Ontology annotation, cellular component: NMDA selective glutamate receptor complex; postsynaptic membrane; postsynaptic density membrane.